UCCCGCUCACCAAAUCCGUAUUUUUUUUGUCACCAUUUUCUUCCAAAAAGUUUCUGUCCUAACAAAAAACCAGAAAAACCCUAAAACCCAAAAAACAAAAAAACAAAAAAAAAUUAUUUCUUUUGGAAACUAAUUCAAUUGGGUAUUUUAAUUUGUUCACUUUUCAUUUUCUCCAGUUGAGUCUUCUUAACCUGUUUAGGUGGCUGUUCAGUUUUUAAUUUAGUUCAUGGGUGAAUUGUCAUUUUGUUCUGCAUUGGGACGUUGAGUUUUGGUGGUGCGGUUUCGCCGAAAGUGAUGGAAAUGCAAGAAGUUUUGGAGUGUUCAACUGACAUGGAUGGUAGUGUGAGUAAUUGUAAUGGUGGUAUAGAGAAGCAUAAUGGAAAUAUUGAGGAGAUGGAGACUCUUGGAGAGGAUAUCCUUCAUGAUUGGGAUUCGUACUGGGAUGAUAUUGGAGAUCGGUUGACUGUAUCUAGAAUGGUGAGUGAUUCGGUAAUUAAAGGGAUGAUUUGCGCCGUUGAGGAGGAGGCGGCGGAGAAGAUUGCUCAGAAGGAAUUAGAGUUGGCUAGGUUGAAAGAAACGUUGCGUGUUUACCGUGUGGGCGCAUAUGGUGAUGAACUCAUGGGAUGUUCAUCUUUGUGCAAAGAACCGAAACUUAGAGGAAAAUGGCGUGCUGCUGAAGAGCAGUUUAAGAGUCUGAAGAAAGAAAUCAACAAGAUCAAAGGGUCUGAAAUUGAUAAGAUGAAAUGUUCUGAAAUCAACAAAUUUAAAAGCCCUAGUUCUAUUAGAAGGAUUGGUUCGGGUUCUCAGUUGUAUGGAUUGAGUGGCAUUCUACAGGAAAACAUGCCUGGCAAGUGGAUGGAUGUGGAGAGAACCCUUGAUGGUCUUAGAACUGCUAUGCAGUGUAUCUAUGACCAGACGGAGGAGAUGGUUUGUUUGUCUAAGUCAUCGCUUUCUGACUGGCUGCAGGAGAGGGAUUUUGAAGCAGAAAUUCAAAGGAUGGUGUUGAAGAGUUCAAUCCAUAGUCUUCAAGAAGAGUUUGAACAAAGAUUCUGGGGUCAAAAUGCUCAAACUUAUGGUGAAGAAAAUGCAAAUUGGCUUGAAAAGAUGAAGGAGGUUUCUAGUUUACGUCAGGAAUUAGUUUCCGUCUCUAACUUUCUGUCUGUUCCUGAAAGUGGGCAGUUGAUUUCACAUGGGUCCUUGGAGCACCGGAAAGCUUCAAGUAAUCAUGUUUCCUCAACUUCACUUUGGGAGGGAAAUGGCAAACAUGACGAAUCACUAGUUGUUCCGGAAAAUUUGGAUCAUGCACAACUAAAUCACUUUACAGUUGAUGAAUUAUUUAAUCAUUUGAAAGCCGAGAUGACAAAAAUGAAGAGGCACUAUGAAUCGAAAGAGCAUGAAAUGAUAGAAGAAUAUUUCAGCCUCAAGAGGGAGUACUUGAAUCUGAAGGAAAGGGGUUCUUCUUUGCCAGCAAGGAAGGAAAAGGAGCUUGAUAAUCUGAGAAAAAAGAUUCCGGAGGUCAUUUUAAAGUUGGAUAGCAUCCUUACAGAAAAUGAGAAACGUCCAUCAUUUAGUUACAAUGGAGAUUGCUUUGACAAUUUGAAGAAUAGGCUAGAAUCUACGCGUUUGGAGAAUAGCCAACUAAGGGACUUGCUAACAGAUAAGGAAAAAGAGAUUAAAAGCCUUUCUUGGCAAGUUUCUGAUGCUGGAGCUAAAGUACUAGAACACUCUGUGGCUGAGGAAAAUUUGUCAAAAAUGCUUGAAAAUCUUAAAGGCAGAAUGGAUGAUGCACAGCUUGAAUCUUCAUUCAGUGAUGACCUUUAUAAAUUCCUUCUUAAGGAAGUCGUUGGACAGGUAAAAGGCUUUAGUGAAGAAUUAGAAAUUGAGUAUGAUAUCAUGCAGGGGUUUUACGAAAUUAUGUUGAAAGAAGCUGCUGAAAAUGCCGAGCCUCAUAGUGAGAUGAAGUUUGACGAUUCAGUACUAGAAUCUAUUAUUAUGCGAGAGAUAUGUGAAGUUGUUUUUAGAGAAGCUCUUAAGGAAGCUGAAGAGAAAGUUGUUACCUGGAACCUGAAAUAUAUGAGUGAAAAGGGAACUCGAGAGUCCCUUGAGUUUGCUAUACUGGAGAAUGAACAAUCGUUGAGAUUGUGUGCCUCAGAGAAAGAAAAAUUGGAGCAAGAGAUGCUCUUACUAAGGGCAAUGAUUGACGACAAGAACAAUAUGGUGCUGGAAGCAACAAUGGCAUUGACAGAAGAAAGGGAAAAAUAUGAGUCGACUUCUCAAGAGCUUGAAAAUUUAAGGGUUCAGACAAUUCAUCAAGAUAAAUUAAUUUCAAACUAUGAUGGUAAAUUACAGAUUGUCAGAGGUGAUUUGGACAAGGCAAUGGAGAAAAUUAAAAUGCAUAAAGAGGAAACUUCUAAGUUGAGAGAGCAGCUUGAAAUAGAAUUACAAAAGUUAAGAGAAGUUGUUGAGGAGAAAAAUGCGCUUACCCGAGAGCAUCAGAACACUCUACAAUUGGUUGAGGCAAGAGAAAGAGAACAUAGGAAGCAGACAAAUUCAACAUUUAUUCUUGUCCAAGGAUUGUCAAAAGCUCUUAGCGAUUUUGAAUACAGGGCAAACGAAGACAUGGAAAUAAAUAGUUUGAGGUUGAAAAAAGUAAGCUCUCAGCUGUGGUCUCUCAUACGGAAAGCCAACAAUCUUAGGAGGACAGGGUUGCUUUAUAAGGAGAAGCUUGAAAGGAAGUCGUCUGAUCUUCAAAAGGCUGAAGCUGAGGUUGAUCUUUUAGGGAACGAGGUGGAUACUCUUCUAAGCCUUCUUGAAAAGAUAUACAUAGCACUCGAUCAUUAUUCUCCAAUAUUGCAGCAUUAUCCCGGAAUUAUGGAAAUUCUGAAGUUGGUCAGAAGAGAGUUGAGUGGAGAAUCGGUUAAACCGGUUUGAUAUGUUUUAAAUUCUUGAAUAUUAUAUCAAGUCGUUUUUGUGGAAGGUUUUUUCUAUGCAACUCAAUGACACCUGACGACUACUGAUGCAUCAAGUUUUUGCGAAUUCUAGUCAAAGAACAAGUUCCUUUUUAGAUAUUUAGUCGUAUCCACAAAUUUGCACAAAAAGAGAGAAACGAUACGGGCACAACAUUUAGGAUAAAUUUUUUGUUUCGGUUUAGAUAUGUAUAAAAAAGUCCUAUGUUGGUAGUUUUGGAGCGUCAAGUGUCUGGAUGAAACACAAGUGUUAGCUUUCUUAAAUUUCUUUCUUUGGGUCCAAGCUGUCUAUACAGGUAAGUAUAAGCUUUCUCCUUUUCUUUAUGCAUAGCAUAGCAUGCAAUGUAUAGUUGUUCCUUCAAAUGUCUAUUAAAGAAAAAUAUUGUUACAUAGCAGGAAAUAGUUUGUAUUUUCAGUAACUA
Molecule: messenger RNA, 3388 nt
Organism: Mercurialis annua (annual mercury)
Lineage: Eukaryota; Viridiplantae; Streptophyta; Magnoliopsida; Malpighiales; Euphorbiaceae
Product: WPP domain-associated protein
Exons: 6
Coding region: 295-2931 (878 amino acids)
Source: RefSeq, a predicted model, not a curated record